Molecule: messenger RNA, 872 nt
Organism: Fulmarus glacialis (Northern fulmar)
Lineage: Eukaryota; Metazoa; Chordata; Aves; Procellariiformes; Procellariidae
Gene: PDCD7
Product: programmed cell death 7
Exons: 5
Coding region: 90-599 (169 amino acids)
Source: RefSeq, a predicted model, not a curated record
UGGAGGAGAAGAACCGGGAACGAGAACUUAAGGCUGCUGCAGACAGUGUCUUAUCUGAAGUACGGAAGAAACAAGCAGACACAAAGAGGAUGGUAGACAUCCUGCGCGCAUUAGAAAAGCUUCGGAAACUGAGAAAAGAGGCCGCUGGCAGGAAAGGUGUUUGUCCCCCCCUCUCGGCAGACGAAGCAUUUGAAAAUCAGGUGGAGAGUCUCAAAACAUUGCUCAAAAAUCGCACAGAGCUGUAUGAAGCUGAGGAGAGAGCAUUAAGAGUUAUGUUGGAGGGAGAACAGGAAGAGGAAAGGAAGAGAGAAAUGGAAAAGAAACAGAAGAAGGAAAGGGAAAAACUACUACAGCAGAAACUCGAAAUUGAUUCCAAGCUGUUUGGGGAUCCAGAUGAAUUUCCUUUAGCCCAUGUAUUGCAGCCCUUCAGAGAAUAUUACUUACAAGCUGAGCAUUCUGUAGCAGCUCUAAUCCAGAUCAGGCAUGAAUGGGAUCAGUACUUGGUGCCAGCUGAUCACCCUGAAGGAAGCUGCAUCCCUCCAGGAUGGGUUCUUCCGAGUCUCCCCACAAAUGACACGUGGGCCACUGCUGUCAGAUAAUUUAGUAAUAAAUUAUUUUAAUGUUGGAGGAAUGUUUCAUUAUAAUUGUGUGUGUAAAUAUGAGAGGGUCCAAAGAGGAAGUCUCAUUCUCUGUUUCGGUAGCCAGGUACUGGAAUGUCUUGAAGGAAAGCGUAAGAACUGGUUUUGCCGUCUGACUCUGCAGGGAAAGACCUGAGCAAGCCCAAAGCUGCUAGGCCUCUUGUGGUAUGGAAUUACAAUCCCGCUGCGAGUUUUAGUUAACAAAUCUCAAUCUUAAUAACGAAACAUUGCUGA